Apaloderma vittatum (bar-tailed trogon) is the source of this 552-nucleotide messenger RNA. RefSeq names its product transmembrane protein 120A-like. The transcript has 6 exons. Gene Ontology annotation, biological process: fat cell differentiation. The record is from RefSeq and is a predicted model, not a curated record. The annotation marks the transcript as partial. NCBI's taxonomy places the organism in Eukaryota, Metazoa, Chordata, Aves, Trogoniformes, Trogonidae. Gene Ontology annotation, cellular component: membrane.
GAUAAUCACAAACUGUACAAGCAGAAACUCGAGGAGCUAACCAAGCUCCAGGACGGGAUCUCCAGCUCCAUCGCACGGCAGAAGAAGCGGCUGAAGGAGCUCUCGCUGUCCCUUAAGAAAUGCAAAACCCACGUGAGCCCCGAACAGGAGGAGUCCAUCCGAGAGACCCAGAGCCUAAUAAAAGAGAGGCAGAAUGUUUUCUUUGAGAUGGAGGCCUAUCUGCCAAAGAAGAACGGGUUGUACCUGAGUCUGGUGCUUGGGAACGUGAACGUGACGUUGCUCAGCAAGCAGGCCAAGUUCGCUUAUAAAGACGAGUAUGAGAAGUUCAAGCUCUACCUCACCAUCAUCUUACUCAUCGUCUCCUUUUCUUGUCGGUUCCUCCUCAACUCCAGGGUCACAGACGCCGUCUUUAACUUCCUCCUGGUGUGGUACUACUGCACCCUCACCAUCCGGGAGAGCAUCCUCAUCAACAACGGAUCCAAAAUCAAAGGCUGGUGGGUUUUCCAUCACUACGUCUCCACCUUCCUCUCGGGGGUCAUGUUGACGUGGUAA